UAUUCAGCAGUUGUUGCAUCGACCCCGCCGGGUACAACACGCGACGCAGACCACACCGUUUUUAAAAAACCCUUUUUCUUCACGUUUUCUCCUUCUCCUCUUCCUCUUUGAACCAACGACAACAUGCGUGAGUGUAUCUCCAUCCACGUCGGUCAGGCCGGUGUCCAGAUUGGCAAUGCCUGCUGGGAGCUUUACUGCCUGGAACAUGGGAUCCAGCCGGACGGACAGAUGCCCAGUGACAAGACUCUCGGGGGAGGAGACGAUUCCUUCAACACCUUCUUCAGUGAGACCGGAGCUGGAAAGCACGUCCCCAGAGCCGUUUUUGUCGACCUGGAGCCCACCGUCAUCGAUGAGGUGCGCACUGGGACCU
Molecule: messenger RNA, 370 nt
Organism: Plectropomus leopardus (leopard coralgrouper)
Lineage: Eukaryota; Metazoa; Chordata; Actinopteri; Perciformes; Serranidae
Source: RefSeq, a predicted model, not a curated record